Lentinula edodes (shiitake mushroom) is the source of this 1203-nucleotide messenger RNA. RefSeq names its product Di-sulfide bridge nucleocytoplasmic transport domain-containing protein. Gene Ontology annotation, cellular component: nuclear envelope; nuclear membrane. The coding region runs from base 1 to 1203 and encodes 400 amino acids. The transcript has 5 exons. Gene Ontology annotation, biological process: lipid homeostasis; nuclear envelope organization. NCBI's taxonomy places the organism in Eukaryota, Fungi, Basidiomycota, Agaricomycetes, Agaricales, Omphalotaceae. The record is from RefSeq and is a predicted model, not a curated record.
AUGAAUUCUAGAAUGUUCCAUUCACCCCGCUCUACAGAAGCACCUAUGGACUUUCAGUUCACCUCGAGGCCCAAUACAACGCCAGUUUGGAAAUCAGGCGACGAUCUUAGCACACCGCGCAAAAGGUCACAUGAUGAUAUGAAUCCAUCCACACCAGCAAACUCAUCAUCUUUCGGUUUCGGCGCAAAUCGCAAUAUUCCUUUCAUCUUCGCAACACCGUCCCGACAGACUCCUGAGCCAUACUCCUGGGCUCCUCCACCCAAUGCUUCGCCGGCUACAUCAUUUCCUUCGCCAUCUUUGAACGAGAUUAAAGAUGUUGACAUGUCAGAUGCCAGUCCAGCCAAAUUAGAGGAAGAAUUCAAGUCGAAUAAUGACCGAGCUGUGGCUACCGGGGCCCUACGGAGAGUGUACAGAGCGCGCCACAAGACUCCCCAAGGGAAAAGAUUCGCUUCCAUGCGUGACCGGGAUUCAGAUAAUGACCCUACCGUCAGUGAUGACGAGGACGAACACGCAUUGAAUUUGUCGAAUCAAAAUACUUCCAACCAUUACACUCUGAACGUCUCACCAGCCUCGUCCCCUUCUGAUAUGCCUUAUGUGUUAUUAGGUUAUUUACAGUUUUUCUUCAACCUUUCGUUGAUUUUAGUCUUCCUUUACCUGCUAUUGCAAUUCAUUCUCACUGUGCAACGUGAUGUGGAGCACCGGAUAUCGGAGUACUCAAUGGAUAGCGUACAGGAAAUCGCAAGAUGUUCCCUGCAGUACCGAAACAAUUAUUGCGAUAACCCCGCAAUGCUGGCACCGGCUCUUGUUCAUCAGUGUGGUGAAUGGGAGCUGUGUAUGAAUCGAGACCCUACCAAAAUUGGACGUGCCCGCAUCGGGGCUGAGCUUAUAGCAGAGGUCGUAAACGGAUUUGUUGAGCCCAUCAGUUGGAAAACCCUUACUUUCACAUUGACUUCGUUGUCUUUCUUAACUGUCUUCAUCAACACUCUUAUAUCACUUUACCGUUCCCGACAUCGCGCUUUACCUGAGGCACAUCAAACUCAACCUCUUAUGAAUGGGGCUCCGUAUGACACGCAUCAAUACGGACUACCACCUGCAAACACCCCGGCAUGGGCGCGAAAUUGGAAACGGAAUGAUGACGAUGAUCAGACACCAAGUGCAAGGCGUAGAAGGUUAGGAAGCGGUAUUUCCGUAAAGGUCAAAUGA